UACAAGUAUAAAAAUCACGAGAUUUAGACUACAGCAAUGGCUGUGUCGGCUGGAUAGGACUUGAGGAAGCCCUCAAGAAACCUCAGACCGACAAACGAUUAAUGCAUCAAGACUACCUGGCAUAAAUAUUAGUUCUUGAUCGUCAUCUUUUCACCUCAAAACAACAUACCCAACAGCCAGAAAAUUGAAAAAAAGAAAAGAUGGGAAAUUGUGUGUUCAGAGGAUUUGGAGAAAUGGAAGAAAUGAUAAGAGUGGUUACUUCAAACGGGGGGAUAAUGGAGCUCUACGCACCCAUCACCGCUGAAAACAUAACCAACGAGUUCCCUGGCCACGCCAUAUAUCGCACACGUGACUUCUUCUCUCAACCUCUUCUACACACCGAAGAGCUCCACGCAGGUAACUUGUAUUAUCUCCUGCCACUCAACGAUAAGUUCACAAGACAAAACGCCAAUCUAUCCUCCUCUUCGUCAUCUUUAGUGGCACCCUACCGCAUGUCACUUGAUAAUCAAAAGAUAUUGAAGAGAAGUGAGUCUGAAGUGCUGCCAAGGUAUAAUAGCAGCGGGGUUUGGAAGGUUAAGUUGGUUAUAAGUCCAGAGCAGUUGGCAGAGAUACUGGCACAGGAGGCCCGAACAGAAGCGUUGAUUGAGAGCGUGAGGACAGUGGCUAAGUGUGGCAAUGCUGUGGCUUCUUCGGUGGCCAAUUCUGAUCAGUGGAGUGUGUCUAGUAGUUGGAAGGGACUGUCAGAUAAACAUGUUGUGGAUACUUAGUGCUGUGCACCCAAAUUAUAUAUCUUUUAUUUGUAUCUGUAUUUAGCUUCUACUGAAUUUCAUUGUUUAAGAUUAAUGUAGUAAAUUAGUAGCUUUAAUGUCUAGUAAUUAAUAAUUUUGCAUGCGAAUUCAAGUAA
This is a messenger RNA of Mangifera indica (mango), 904 nucleotides long. RefSeq lists its product as uncharacterized. The coding region runs from base 201 to 767 and encodes 188 amino acids. The transcript has a single exon. NCBI's taxonomy places the organism in Eukaryota, Viridiplantae, Streptophyta, Magnoliopsida, Sapindales, Anacardiaceae. The record is from RefSeq and is a predicted model, not a curated record.